AUGCGAGUGGAUACCCGUGCGGUGGCAGUUGUGACGGCGGCAGACUCGACGGAGCCCUUCCGCAUCACGCUGACGCGACCCGUGGGCAUCUUCGGAGGCGCCGACGUCGCGGUUGGGCUCCGUCUAGACGCACUCACAAAGACAGAAAACCGCACACGACCCGGCGUCAGACACAGCGCCGAUCUCUAUGCCGACUGCGGAUCGCUCCUCGGCAGUCGCUGUUCCAACGCUCUAACACGCGUCGAACUCGACCACUGGCUUCGCGACCCCGCGCUUCCCGCUGUCGUCGGCACUGCUGUAUGCGUCGCCACCGCCUCCACUCAAGAAGAGCUCCAGCAACUCACCUCGCACAUAACCGAAAACCGAAAGGCCGAAGACCUCCAAAAGACCGAAGAGCGCAAGGACGCACUCUUCAAAGAGCUCAUGGAUAAGCACCCUCCACCCGACGCGUUUGGUGAAGACUAUGAGAGUCAUUCACACCUCGUGCUCUUCAAAGAACUCAUACAGAACGAGGUGCCCGUCGUCUACGGCAACUACCUCAAGCUCAACCUACUCAAUCCAAUGUGGUGCAAAUUCGACCUGUUCGCACCCGCGGGAUACCAGGCCAGCGUUGCGUUUGUGAACAUCCGGAAGUGA
Molecule: messenger RNA, 636 nt
Organism: Gregarina niphandrodes
Lineage: Eukaryota; Apicomplexa; Conoidasida; Eugregarinorida; Gregarinidae
Exons: 1
Coding region: 1-636 (211 amino acids)
Source: RefSeq, a predicted model, not a curated record